Spodoptera littoralis (African cotton leafworm) is the source of this 2442-nucleotide messenger RNA. The record is from the annotation of a GenBank genome assembly. NCBI's taxonomy places the organism in Eukaryota, Metazoa, Arthropoda, Insecta, Lepidoptera, Noctuidae.
AUGAGUAAAGCAAAUCCUUUAGCUGGCUUGAUAGCUAAUUACGGGGAUUCUGAUGAGGAAUCUGAUGAUGGAAUGCAGGCGCCACCCUUACCACCGGAGCCUGAUACACGGAAAUCUUACCCUGCACCUUUGCCAGGACAUGCGUAUCAAAACAGUGCUGUGAAUUCUUCGGGUGCUGUGCACCCAGCUCCUAUUCCACAUUGCCCAUGGUCAGCAUGCUAUGAUGAGUCAAGUGGCUUCACAUACUACUGGAACCAGCAAACCAAUGCAGUGACAUGGGAAGCUCCUCCGGAAUACCUACUGGCUUUGAAAUUGGCACAGCAGCAACUACAUGUUGCAGGUACAACAGAAGUAUCAGCAGAAGAGUGGCAGCUCUACCAACAAGCGUUGGCUGAGAAACAAAACAUGCAGAACAAUAAAACAGUUGCGAAGUCUUCCGUUACUAAACCUCUUAAGAAAGUUGAGAAGAACAAUAUUGGCGUCAAAGAUACUAGCAAUAAGAAUAGGAAAAGAAGCCACAGUGAUGAUGAGGAAGAAAAAAUAGAACUAAUAACAUCAUAUCACAAUUCGGACUCUGAAUCCAAUGACGAGGGUGAUACUCCAACAAAACCAGUUGUCCCAAAGACUAAAACAAAUGUUCACAAGAAAGCCAAAGUGAAGCCUCUUGAGUAUGGUCCGGCCUUACCUCCUACCAACUACACAGUGCCAAUUGGACCUGAACUGCCUCCGGAAUUAAUGCAAAAUGGAACUAAAUCGCCCAGUGAAAAGGUUGAUAAUGAUGUGGCAAAACAGGAUAAGAAAAAUGAUGAAGACAGCCAAGAUGAAAGUACACUGUUCCUAAAACUUAAAAACAAAGCUAAAAUAUUAGAGAAAUUGGGUGGAGAGUUACCAAAAGACUUACAAAAAAUGAUAAAUGAUGAUCCUAGAUCGGGUAGCAGUACGCCAAAAAGAGAUGAAACCACUAAACCCAGUGCUAACAUUGAUGAUAUGCUAGAAGAAAUUGAGAAAAAGGAAUUGCCUAAGGUCUCUAAAUCAAAGAACAGUGAUGAUGGGAAGUCCAAUGAAGCACUUAGUGCUAAGAACUCUCCUAAAAGAGUAGUCACUCCUCCAGUCGGUGAAAUAAAGCCUCUUUUCCCUAGUGCUAGUGCCAGACAUUUAGAAGACGCUCCUGCAACUCCACCAUCGCUUCCCCCAACUCCUCCACUCAAUGAAAUAGAAAAUGAAGAAGUAAGAGUAGAAGCUACAGAGAAGAAAGGUGUUAACUUGUAUCUAAUGGACAUGGAAGAGAGAAGAGACAACAUUAGCAAGAAGAAGCUAAGAAUAUCAAACUCAGUGUUACCAGACCGCAAAAAGACUGAGGAACCAUCUUACACGACGAAGUAUUCACAAGUCAUUGAAGGUUUCUCUGGAGAGAGAACUGGUCUAGGCUUUACUAAAGAAGAAGAAGGCCGGGAAAGUCCAAAGAAUACAAUUAAUUAUGGCAAUGGUCUGAUGUUUACUAAGGGAGAGACCUUAAAUGAAGACAAGAAAGAUGAGGAUCUAGAUGAUCUGACUGAUCUACUAGAAGCUAAGCUCAAGUACUUAAAUCAAGCGCAGCCGUGUGUACUGACACCGGUGCAGGAGAUGUUGAUACAGAUGCAGACGCUGGUAUCAGCAUUCCGCGCGGGCGCGCUGUCGGUCGCGUACUGGCGGCGCUGGGCAGUGGGCGCGGGCGCGGCGCUGGCGGCGCACGAGGCGCGCGCGGCGCCGCCCGGCUGGACCGCCGCCUUCCAGAGGUCGGAGGGGCGCUACUGCUACAGACGCGAGGCCGACGGACUCGUACAAUGGGAGUACCCGGCCACUACACACACUGACAUGGACAUAUGUACCACGCCGCCGCAUCCUGGGAGUGACGCGAAGGAGGAAAUACCACCACCGUUACCGCCGACUCCACCCCCGGCGUCAGUGCCAUCGCCGCCGUCACUACCGGCCUCGUCGUGGCAGCUGCGGUCGGCGACUCCGCCGCCGCCAGUCCUCACUGGCGCUGCACCGGCGUGGGCUCGGGCCAGGACCCCGCCGCCGCCAUCUUGGAUGGACCCGCCACCACCUGGCUGUGAUGAUAUUCCACCGUUACCUGUUAACUCAGAACCAAAACAAGAGAUCGGCGACGAGUUAGCAUCAUUCUACAGCGACAUAGCGGAGAUAGAGAAGCAGACACCGGCACCACACACGGCCUCCAACUCACCUGAACCUGUGGACAUCAAAGAAAAGUCAAGAGAAAAGGACCGGGAGACACAAAAAGAAAGAGAUAGAGAAAGAGAGCGAGACAAGGAUAAGGAACCUAAAACUGCCAAGAAGAAAUCUAAGGUAAAAAUAUCAGCAUCAGUGGGAUUAAAACACAAAUCGGUAUCGAAUUUAGUAGCGAAAUGGCAACAAGUUGCAGAUGAGAUCCACUCCGACUAA